AUGGUGCGCACAUUGCACUCUGAAUCAACGUAUACAUACCCAUGGUCCGCCUGUGUGCAGGCCUAUUUUCUACGAUACCCGAAUCCCCAAGCGUCUCAUGUGCUAACGGUCGACGUCAUUGAUCGUCGCAUAGAGGAACGUCCGUCCUCCCACGCGCACGGUAUGCCAUCGCUCGUGCUUUGCACCACACGACUGCUUCUCAAAAAGGGCUCAUUACCUAGCUGGGCACCCAAAAAUAUCAUUGAGCAUUCCACAUCGUGGGUAUUGGAAGAUAGCGAAGUGGACUUGACCCCACGCCAUGACAAUGCGCCUCGUGUCAUGUCAAUUUGGACUCGGAAUUUGGAUCAUACGUCGGUGAUGGCAAUUACAGAAGGUCUCAAGUUUGAAGAGACGUCGACAGCGCCAGCACCGUUGACCCGAUGCGAGGCAGCGGCGGAUGUGCGCUCUGAGAUCUCGUUCAAAUUGCUUCGGGGCCGCAUCGAAAAGUUUGGGCUGAAGCGCUACAUCUCCCAUCUGGACACCUCCCGUGACGGCUUGAUUUGGACGAUUCGACGUCUUUUGCAUUUGCAGAACGCUCUCCCUGAAAUACUGCCAACGCGCCGCCAGCGACUCCUCAACGCCAUGCGGCCGCCGUUCUUGGAUGGAUACCCACUGAGCCCAUGGCAAUGGACGAAAAAGAAAUGGGCCAAACUGCGUGAGCGAUUCCGCUCCGUGAGCGAGCCCACACCGAUGGAGGACCAACGUAUGUAG
This is a messenger RNA of Malassezia pachydermatis, 750 nucleotides long. RefSeq lists its product as hypothetical. Gene Ontology annotation, biological process: phospholipid transport. Gene Ontology annotation, molecular function: phosphatidic acid transfer activity. NCBI's taxonomy places the organism in Eukaryota, Fungi, Basidiomycota, Malasseziomycetes, Malasseziales, Malasseziaceae. Gene Ontology annotation, cellular component: mitochondrial intermembrane space. Bases 1 to 750 code for a protein of 249 amino acids. The record is from RefSeq and is a predicted model, not a curated record. The transcript is spliced from 2 exons.